AUGCGUCGUAUUGUCAAUGCUCUGGCUGUGACCGGGCGGUUAAUGCGAGCAUUCGACAUCGAUUUCUCCUGGAUAACUCUUGCCCACUGGAUUAGCCUCAUCGAACAGUGGCCAUAUCAACUCUCAUGGAUGAUAGAGUACGUCGAGAAGAACAAAGUGCACGAAAGUGCCACUCUGGCUGACCUCUACGAAACGGUUCGUAACCUCAUUCCAACGGAAAAGAAUGACUACCUGAUGGAGAUGGAUCGAAAUCCAAAAACGCUGGAUGCAUAUUUUAAAAGCGAACUUGAUCCGAUUCUGACAGUUGGUCAGUUAAAGUCGUUUGUCCCUUUCACAUCGAACCUCGAUCCUUACAUCCGCAAGCUUAUUCGAGAACAGUUUGAUUCGUCAGAAAGCACAGACUUUCAGACGGUGAAGCAAGACCCCGAUGAAGCGCAGUCUUCAGAAACACAUGCGUCGUUUUACGGUGUCAAAAAGUUGUUUUCGGGCCCGCCUUGGCAUAACUGGUUGCUUAGUUCUAUGACGGUGGAUGAGGUUUGUGCCCUGAUGAAACUCUUGCCUGUGUCAAGUACGGAAGCGCUGGAAACCUACUGUCGCCGUUGUCAGUCUGCGAACGUAUCUGGUUUGGUUUUGUCAGUGUGCAAUCUCGAGAAGCUAAAGUCUGAGCUAAGAAUGUCAUUUGGAGACUGGGAGCUGUUCUCUUUGAUGGUAGCUUGGCAGCACAAUAUCUUUCAUUUUUCGAAACUUGCAUGCCAUUUCAGGUGAAU
Soboliphyme baturini is the source of this 767-nucleotide messenger RNA. Lineage: Eukaryota; Metazoa; Nematoda; Enoplea; Dioctophymatida; Soboliphymatidae. The record is from the annotation of a GenBank genome assembly.